UGAUGAGGCUAAAACUUGACAAGCACAACAUCGUCAAGUUCCAUGGAUGUUUUAGUGUAAGGCAUGGCGAGGCGCUCGUCUUUGAGAGUCUCGAAACGAACUUAUAUGACUAUUUAUAUUACAAUCAUGUGACGUUGGCUGACUCAAGGACUAUAAUCAAACAGAUAGCCACAGCGCUUAAAGCACUGAAGAACAUCGGGGUGAUCCACACUGACAUCAAACUACAAAACAUAAUGCUAGUGGACAAGAAACCACCCUUAAGAGCUAAACUUAUCGACUUUGGCUUGGCCAUGGAUAAUUCUACAGCCAGGCAGGGCAUGGAGCUGCAACCAGUUGGCUUCAGGGCUCCCGAGAUCAUCCUCGGCAUGCCAUUUUCUGAGGCCAUCGACAUGUGGUCAGUGGGCUGCGUGUUAUUCGGCAUGCUCAUCGGUAGAGACCUGUUUGAUUGUGAAGACUAUUACACACUGCAGUUUAUGAUUGAACUCCUGGGUCAGCCGCCAGACGAGCUUCUGGACAACGCAAUGUAUAAACAUACAUUUUUUAUUGAGACAAAGUCCAACAGCUGGAGGUUCCAGACGAUUGAGGAGUACGGGGUAGAGCUCCUUCCACAAGCCCCCGACAAACUAAGCUUUUCAUCUCUGGAUGAUCUCAAAACGAUUAAAAGAGUGAUCCCAGCCAAGGCUGCAGAAUACAAGCAGUGCAUCGAGCUAAUGAAGGCCAUGCUGACGAUGGAUCAGAACAAGAGGAUCACACCCAAUGAAGUCCUCCAGCACCCCUUCAUCACCCAGAAGAAGAGCAUCGUUUCAGUUCCAACAGACCAGCAUAGUCCACCUCCCACAGUUUUUCCAUCAGCUUUGAUCCAAGUCCGGCCUGCAAAACCUGAGAACAUGCUGCAGCUAGAGGAAGAAGAGACAUCAGUCAGUCUUAACAAUGAGGACACUGAGGACAACAAGGACACUCAGGACAACAAGGACACUGAGGACACUCAGGACAACAUGGACACUCAGGACACACAGGACACUCAGGACAACAAAGACAUUAAGGACACUGAGGACAACAAGGAAAACGAGGACACUGAGGAAGCCAACGAGGAGGACAACAAGACACCAUCAACCUCAGAUGGCAACGACAGCAAGCAGAAGAAGAAGAAGAACUGCUACCAGCGUGUUAAAUCCUGGUUCAAGAAGACGUUCUUCUGUAACCGAGUCGAUGUCAUGUAGGAUGAACGAGACCACAAACAUAAGGACAGGUUUUUAUACUACUCUUCUUUUUCAAUAUUCCACUUGGCUACGGGCUUUGGGUUGUGUUUAUGUUGGCUGCCAUGUUUGUGAGCUGUAAUCGUACUGAACAUCAGGUGUACGCCGCUGACCUAUCUGCUCACUCUCAUUGGCUAUUUUCAGAAAUUCCGCCGGCCAAUGUUUGAUAUUUUUGAUUCCAGUUCGGGGAGGAUCUGAGUAGAUGGAGAGCAGUUAAAUAAUCAUUUUGACACCACACACUUAAAUUAUUUUAAAUUAUUACAAAAAAUUAUCAGUUGCCACAAGUGUCAAAUCAGGCCACGCCCCCUUCAAUCCUUUACGGGGCAGGGUUUAAAAUCGUCUAGUGUGUAGCCAGCCUAAAACACUUCCCAGAGCUGUACAGGGCAGCACGGCGGCUCGGUGGUUAGCACCGCGGCCUCACAGCAGACACAUCCUCCUGUCUGUGUGGAGUUUGCAUGUCCUCCCCGUGACUGCGUGGGUUUUCACCGGGGGUCUCCGGUUUCCUCCCACAUCCCCAAAAACAUGCAGCUUCAAGGUCAAUUGGACACUUUAAAUUGUCACUUUAUCUGGUCAAAUCAAAUCAAUAAGUGAAUGUUUUAAAUUGAUCAAACUGUCUCAUGACUUUUUAAUAACAAAGCUUUGAAAGAAAUUACACGACAUCAGUCAUAUUUUAACCGACAGCCUCUGCAAGCAGGAAAGAGAGAGAGAGAGAGAGAAAGAGAGCGGCUGUGGAUCAAUCAAGUUCACAAGUCUGUGAAUACAAAAAGAAUAAUGAGAAAUGAAAAAUAAAUUAAUGAAUUAUAACAUUCUGCA
Molecule: messenger RNA, 2069 nt
Organism: Labrus bergylta (ballan wrasse)
Lineage: Eukaryota; Metazoa; Chordata; Actinopteri; Labriformes; Labridae
Source: RefSeq, a predicted model, not a curated record